AUGUGUUUCGUCGAACUGAUUACGACAGAUGGCCGCGGCCAGGGAGGCGGGCGCGGGACGUCGGCCCUUCGGAGAGAUCGACCUCCGAAAUGCGCCCGAGAUUGCAUUCUUUCGGCGGCGCGGGCGCAUUCCAUUGCACGCCAUCCGAUCGCCGCGCGCCCGCGCCAGUCGUUGCGCGCCCUUUUGGGGGUUAAGAUGUGUCCGCUGCGACGGGCGUACACUAUGUGGUCUCAACCGCCUCCCCCCGAGCCCGAGCUCGAAGCGACCUUCCGCGCGCGCGCCUCCACCGUCGGUAACUGCGUUAGAGGGUGCUCCCGACAGAUAGCUAGGAUGGUCCGUAGAACUCCCGAGUACGGGGUCAGAGUGGAUCCUACGUCGUCUCAUCCUCCCGGGCUUUGCGUUCGCGAUGAGCCUCAGUACCAGAACUUGGAGGAUAUGCGUAAGCGCCCUGAAUAUGCGAAUCUGGACGAGAUAAGCCGGGAGUUCGGGUACCGUUUGUGUCCUGAAGGCCAGAACUUGGAAGACGAGGCGAUUUAUGAGAACAUUUUAUCCGUGCGUCAGAUUCGUUCCGCGGAAGUGCGUUUAGUGCCAGUGUCUGAGGUGCCGUACUAUGAAGGACAAGGUUAUGUCGCGACCCAAGUGCUGAGUAGGAAUGGCACGUUUCCACAGUGUCCACCCCACACUUGGAGCCGGCUGCAGCACGCUGGCAGGAUGACAGGAUCUCUGCGUCUUUUUACUGCAAAACGUGAGAUGUACGAUGUGAAGAAACAAAGGCUGUGCCUGGCCCAGGACGAGUAUAAACAUUUGAACAACGCACUUUCGACCCUCGCCGCCUCUAGGACUAGUUUAUGUUCUUCAACGACCUCCGUGACGACCACAUCUACCACGUCAAGGCAUGACCCAGAACAGUUGAGGUGUGAAGUAACAGAGGCGAGGGGUAGGGUUGCCCAGCUUCGGAAGGAGUUGAGGCAAGCGAGAGCUGAAGUGGCCUGCGCUAGACGUGGUGUUGAUACUCUAGCCGAAGUCGAACAAAAGCUUAGCGCCCAGCAAGGUUGCUACAACAUAACUGAAGCCCAGGCGAUCAUGACCGAACUGAAGAACAUCCAAAAGUCUCUUACUUCCGGGGAGAAAGAGAGAGCAGACCUCAUGCAAUCACUAGCCAAAUUAAAAGAUGACCUCACGAGGUUACAAUUAGGAGAGGCCUCCCCAGACCUCUCCACCUUAACUCUUCCUCAAGAGAAACUGAGCACUGCCUCACAAACCGACCUAUGUGCGGACUUAGUACCUAUCGGUACAAGACUGGCUGAAAUGGCGCGGGUUCGCCUUCAAUACGACGAAGCCAGGAAACGGAUUCAGCAAAUCCAACAACAAUUAGCAGACUUAGAGGACAAAGUACAACCUGGUCAGGCGGAAUCGGACAAAGACCGCCUUCUCCUAUUCCAAGAGAAGGAACAGUUACUACGAGAGCUUCGAAGUAUUACACCAAGAACUCGAUCCAAGCAGGAGAUGAGUGACAUACAAACCGAAUGCAGGCGUUUGGAGCAAGACCUGAAAAAUGCUUUUGAAAUGUCGAAUAAAUGUAUAGCGGACAGGUUGAGGCUUCACGAAGAGAAGCAGCUCCUAUUACAGCAGUUGAAGGAUGCCUUGACAUCAAUGACGACCUUGGAGGGACAGUUGAAGACGUUAUCGGCUUCUACCCUAUCGGUGUCGAGUAGUUCCAGCUUGGGUUCCCUUUCCACAGCAAGUAGUAAGGGAUCUUUAAGUUCAGGAAUCAGUUUUACCGAUAUCUAUGGUGGGCCGCAGAUAGCAUCUUUCCAAACGGACAAACCAAUAGACAUGGUCGAUUUACAUCGGAGAGUUGAGAGACUACUCCGCGGUUCUAGUUACAACGACAGUGCGACUCCAGGUGCCAGUAGCUGUCAAUCACAGCCGUCACUUUCGCCUAGAAGCAGUCUUUCUUCUGCCAGCCCACCACCACCACCGCCUUCAUACACCCAGGUUGAAAGACAAAGAAGGCAACAGAGGGAGUUAGAAGAGAAGUUAGCGGAGAUGAGGAUAGGAGUCGCGACUGGUCUUAACGAAGUCACAGGAUUGGCUACCAGUAUUCCAGUACAAGUACAAGGCCCCGGACGGCCCGUGGAGCCACUAUCUCCAAUCUCUGAGACACCCCCGCCACUGUCACCCACCUGCUCGUCUAGUGGAACAAACACUAGAUCAGUAUCAGCAGCAGUGAGCGAUGAGUCGGUUGCGGGAGAUUCUGGAGUCUUCGAAGCAGCUCAGGCGGCCGAUUCUUCUAACAUAGUGAACAGUGCGCAAAUUGAAAUCAAAUUACGUUACUGUUCGGAUGAAACUGCGUUGGAGAUCGGAAUCCUUCGUGCGAGGAACCUUCAUGCUCUAUACAUAGACAACGGAACGGAAAUAUCUGUCCGUGGUGCCUUAGUGGUAGGCGGUGGUGGUGGUAUUGUAUUCAAUACACCAGCCUUAGCCUGGCGAGGGACAACUCUAGUAUGGAGGAACAACCAGCGUGCUUCGAUCGGGUCUAGGGCACUGAGAGCCGCUACUUUACAAAUUAAUUUAGCGGCCGACAGCGAAUGCCUGGGUUGUACACAAGUGAGCUUAGCAGACUUCGACCCAGAAACAACUUCGCAAAAGUGGUAUAACGUGUUGAGCUUCAGAAGUAUGAGAAGGGAUGAGAGCUCUGAUGAAUCUACCGUUAUUUCUUCGCAAACGUCUACCCUCACAAGGAAUAGAGGUCCUGAGAGUAUGACCGGAGCUGAGUGUAAUAUUGAAUGUGGAGAAGACUCCGCGUCUGAAGACGAAGAGUCAAGAGAACCACUAAAUCAGAUCGUAGAAGAAGACUCAUUCGAGGAUUACAUUCCGGAGGAAGAAAUAAAUCUAGAGGAGGAGUAUCUUCCUUCCACUGCAGAGAAGGAGACCAACACCGAGUGUAACUUCUGUCCAGAGGGCGCCAGACAACUUCAUAGGAGGAAAAGUCAACAAGUAAGCACAAAUCAAGAGGAGUCGCUCGCGACAAUCAAAAGAUCUCAAACUUUCUCACCGCAACCGCAAAGCAUUGGCAAAGGACAUUAUAUUUGUAGACUCAACCGUUCAGAAUCUGAUUCCUCGAUGUCUCAAUAUGCACGGAGGGCUCUUCACCCACCCACAGCACCUGGAAUACCUUUUGAUAGGACACUGAAAGAAAGACGGUCUCUCAGAUGGGGCCGCGUGCGCGGUGCCGCAGUUAGACACAGCUCCACGAAGCGCAGCGCGCGGACUUCGCUUGAUCUGUCUCUGGAUCUCAAGGCUCAUCACUCACGACUAACUGAUCUGCGACAGGAGAUCGCCCAUCUCACACUUCUGAAGAAACGGCUCGAAGAAGCUUGCGCCAAAGGUGACCCCACGAUAGCAGCGUGGGUUGCUGAAGACGAAACUCUUCGAAGGCUGAUCUCAGCACCAGAAAGCUCAAGCAAUGACCGAGUCUCCAAGUUGUUCCAGAGAACAUGCAAAGAGAUCUAUCGUCUAAGAAAAUCAAGGCAGGGUGGAAGGAAACCCGACCUCGUUACGUUCAAAGAAAAAAUGGCAUUCUUCACUCGCACCAAGUCAACGGUACCAACAAUGCCCGAUGAUGGAAAUUCGGAAGACGAUUGGGAACAAGAUUUGGAAGAACGAAGCACUCCAGAUGGUAGGUCUUCCAAAACGUCCUUCGAAAAGACCGCUCCAGCACAAGAACCCGUCGAAUGCAAGAAUCCUUGUAUGCCUGAAGCUAAUUUUGAUAACGAACUCAAAAUAAGUGAAGAAGAGGAGGUUAGGUAUGAUUUUGUAGUCGAUAGAGUUUUAGGAGUUCAAGUUUGA
Molecule: messenger RNA, 3852 nt
Organism: Pieris macdunnoughi
Lineage: Eukaryota; Metazoa; Arthropoda; Insecta; Lepidoptera; Pieridae
Source: the annotation of a GenBank genome assembly